Molecule: messenger RNA, 4369 nt
Organism: Papilio polytes (common Mormon)
Lineage: Eukaryota; Metazoa; Arthropoda; Insecta; Lepidoptera; Papilionidae
Gene: mbl
Product: protein muscleblind
Exons: 7
Coding region: 702-1607 (301 amino acids)
Molecular function (GO): metal ion binding
Source: RefSeq, a predicted model, not a curated record
CCGCGCGCCUCCCGUCAGUCGCCCGCCGACUCCGCUUGUGCUUGUGUGACUCGCGCUGCUCUGUGCACCGCACUCGUGCUCCGAACACGACGCGUGCCGCCCCGCUGUGGCCGCGAACCGCGACCUCUACCUUACCGGCGAAACGUUUCUCCCGACUUUCGUGUGACUUGCUAUGAUUUGACUUUCGAACGUUUACGCUCCCUUACCCGGCUUGUUUACCCGCUCACCAUAGUUGAGCCGUACCGCAUCACGGCUUACCUGCCGCCGCCGAGCCGCUAACCCCGCUUGCCGCGCCCCGCGCCCCGCACUUCGGCCGCCGCCAUGCUCGCGCACCACACACCGCUCGCCCUCCACUAAACACGACCGCGACCCUCGACAUCGACAUACACAUCGAUACCGUACCGACGCGUGUGAUAAUCAUUUAAUACUUGUCUAAAUAAGCUUGCAAAGUCGGUGUCCAGUUCUAACUCGACUAAAUAUAUUACUAAGUACUUUUGGUGCGGAGCGCGUUUCUUCCGAAGCGGUUCUCGUCCUCGUACUCAGUGAGUGCCGCUGCAGUCCACGGCGCACCGCAGCGUUACCGGCCCGGAAGUGUAUGCCCGGAGCGCCGGGCGCACUCAUACCGCGGCUUAUGCGCCGCGCCCACUCGGUGUAACUGAGUGUGCGACCCCCGCUCGCCGACUCCGACCGCAGAGGCAACGAUGGCAACCAUGGUGAACAUGAAUAACCUCCUUAAUGGCAAAGACUCACGUUGGCUACAGCUCGAAGUGUGCCGCGAGUUCCAAAGGAAUAAGUGCUCGCGGCCCGACACCGAGUGCAAGUUUGCUCACCCUCCGGCCACCGUCGAAGUGCAGAACGGAAGAGUUACCGCCUGCUACGAUAGCAUUAAGGGUCGGUGUAAUCGCGAGAAGCCGCCCUGCAAGUACUUCCACCCGCCGCAGCACCUCAAGGACCAGCUGCUCAUCAACGGGCGGAACCACCUCGCACUGAAGAACGCCCUCAUGCAGCAAAUGGGCCUCACCCCCGGCCAAGUGCUGCCCGGCCAGGUGCCGGCAGUGGUGGGCGGCGUGAGCGGCGCUGGAGCGGCCGGGGGCCACCUCGCCGCGCUGGACCCCAUCAGCCUCGCCUUGCUCGCUCCGCAGGUAACCGCCGCCGAGCGCUUCGCAGCGCCGCCGGCUACCGAGCGCCACCACCUUCCCGUCUAUCACUCUGCGACGUCGCCGUACCUGUCGGGCGUGCCGGGCGUGGGCUCGACGUACGCGCAGUACUAUGCGCCGCAGCUGGUGCCCGCCAUGCUGGGCCACGACCCCGCUGCUGCCGCCGCCUCGCCGCUCGGCGUCAUGCAGCAGCCCGUGCUGCAGCAGAAACUGCCACGCACCGAUCGCCUCGAGUUACUGGACACCCUCCCGGUGUGCCAAGAUUUUAAUCGACAAGGAUGUACCAGACCCACCUGCAGAUUUGUUCAUAUUCGUGAAGGGUGCGGGCUGCAGGUGGUGGGGUGCCGCGUGGUGGUGUGCCGCGACGCCGCCGCGGGCACGUGCCGCCGUGCCGCCUGCCGCUACUACCACAUCCCCGUGCAACUGCCGCCCGCCCUGCGGCCGCCCUAACCUCAUCUCCAACCACACCUCGCUGAUCCCCGCCCCGCACCCACACCCAGCACCCCACACACACACUCCUACAUCACGCAUCCUCCAUUCCUCGCCGCGGCUCCCCGAUCCUCUAAGUAGUUCCGGUCCACAGAUGGUUCACGGGCCGUAUCGUCCCUGUCGAUCGCGCCUCUGACACAGUCCGCGAGGCGAGUCCGCUCGGACGGCGGCGGCGUGUCGGCCGGUAGCGCCGGCGGGGGCGGGGGCAGGGCGGUGCGGUGCGGGGCCUCCCUCUCGCCGCGCCGCGCCCCGCCGCCGCCCGCCGUGCGGUCGGCUUCGGGAAACAGUGUGUACAUAUGUAGCAGGUUAUGGUUCUCAGGCACGGUCAUGCGAUUGUGAUAUGAAUAGAUUUCGAGACACCGGAGCCGUUUGAAUAAUUUUAUGAAGAUCGUCAAAUAGUAGUUAGUGAGGUUUCAAAUGUUUUAUUACUAUUGUAUAUUUUUUUUUAAGAUAUGAUAUGAGUUCCUGUAAAAGUCGGUGCGAGCGUCUCUCGGCGCCGCAACCUUAUUGUAUAUAAGCGCGCGUACUCUGCGGGUGGUGCCCCCCGCUCUCGUCACCGGUGGCAUCGCCCCACUCCUAAAGUGAGCAUUUUUCGUGAGAAUUAUCUUAAUUUUAACAUACGUUAUAGUAAUUUUGUUUUUAUAAUUGACAAGGUUUACACUAGAUUAGAUUAAGUGGAACAGUAAUGAAACACCAAUAGAGUAGCCGCUUUCUCCUUCGGCACCGACCGCUACGCCGGAGCGCGGCGCUCGCCUCGCGCCGGCUCGCGUUGCGUGGAAUCGCUCGCGUUACGGAAUGUGCGGUUGCGGUUGUGGCGUACACCGCGUAAAAUGAACGUCGGUAUAUCUAUGUAAGAAUGAAUUGUUUGAAAGGAGGUAAAGCGCGAGGGAUUGUAUCGAAAUGCGGUAUAGGUCGUGUGGUUGCGGGCGUGCGCGCCGGCGCCGGCGCCGUGCCACGUCGCGUCGUCCAGUUUUCUCACGAUAGCAUAGAUCACGACACUCGUAGAGUGGUAGUGGCCAGACAUUCGACUUACAAUGAACGUUAUUGGACAAUAUGAAAAGAUGAAAGCAUACUUCCAAGCUAUUUAUCUACUUAAAUAGAUUAGAGACAACGUCGGCUUUUAUUCCAGAUAGAUUUUGCUAGAUACUCAUUCUUUUUCUGAUCGACUCCAGUCUAUCGAAGCACAAAAUAAUGACCGACUAACGAGUCCGACAUACCUCUAGAUCAGUUUAGAGUGUGCAAUAGCUGCCUAUAUUGUUUUCGAGAUGAACAGUAUUAAGAAUAUGAUCAAAUGUAUCUCGCCGCGCGCGCCGAGGCGCGUGGCGGCGAGCGGGAGGGGCGCGGCGGCCGCGCGUCGCCGCUCCGCGCGGAGCGAGCGGCCGCGGCGGCCACGGGGCAUGGAAGCCGAUGCCUAAUAAUAUUCCUAGUCCAUAUCCUUUUGUUGAUCAGUCAUGCGAUUAAUGUUAGAAUAAAAUAUUAAUAAUUUGAUUUAUUCCUCCCAUUUAGUGGAUAUUUUGAUAAUGAUAUAUUAAUAAUGAGAAUAUUUAAGAUACAUAAUACAUAUUUGAUUCUAAAUCCUGAUAAAGUGACACUACGUUAGUAAUUUAGUCGGAGGGAUACUUGUGCCGUGAUUAUAUUUUUAGGUAUAUAUUAUAAAGUAAUUCCUAGCGUCGGAAUUAAAGAAGUGAUUAAUGUGUAAGCGCGUUAUAUUUAUUGUCGUAUCGUGUAAGUGGAAUGCCAUAUCGAUAAAAGAAGAAUAGCGGAGGCGGAGUGAAACUCGUUAGGAAGGAAGGAGGCGGAGGUGGGUCGUGUAGUUAGAGCGGUGUAGCGCAGUGUAGCGCAGUGCAGCGCAGAGCGGCACAGCGCGGCGUAGCGCGGCGCAGCGUAGCGCAACGCAGCGUAGCCAGCGCAGCGCACCGCAGCGCGUAGGAGCGGGCCCGCGCCGCGCGGAGGCCGGGACGGUUCGCUUUUAUCAAUACGGCAGCGACUCAUAAAACUAUAAGUUGUCAUUUUUAUUUUUGUUGAAAUUUAUCGUUUCCUCGAUUAUUUGUUGACUUUUAAUUUUUAAACAAAAUUUUAUGAUCUGACGCAUUUAUUGUAAGACAAUCGAUUACUUUUAUAUUUAAUUAGUGUGAUAAUUAUAAUGAUGGCAUUGACUGCCGCUAUGAAAGAAUGAAACAUCGAAAGUAUCCUUCCUGUUUAGAAGGGACUCUUCAGACCCAAGGUUUCUAGUGGAUUUAUAUUUUUCUUUUGUUGUAUUUUUAAUGUUGCGUGUGUCUUACACAUAGUAUAUUUCAUUUUUGUGAUAUUUUUAACUAUAAAGUACUGUUAUUAUAAACCCAUGUGGAAUAAUGAUGACCUAAUUAAAUAAUCAAGAAUUUAUUUGUAAAUCACAAAAAAAAAAAUGUAAAACUGUAAAUAUAUAAACAAAAAAAUGAACAGCAACACAAUAUUUGGUAAUAAUAUCUGUCAUCGAGUACACUGUAAGCUGUUUGCGUACCGUAAUGUCGUAAGUAAUGUAUCGUAUUGUUGUAGUAGUGCAGUCUACUGAAGGUGAACCGGUCCAGUGAACAAACUAUUGAUUAAUAUUGUGAACGUUUUUUUAUUCACGAGCAAUCACAGAAAGUACAUGACAUUGUAAUAUUAUUUAUGAAAUUACUAUGUGAUGUGAUCUUCGGAUCAAUUUUGAGUACAGUAUAGAUAAUAAACAACUGAAUAUGUGA